CAGAACAGGUCCAGGAACUGGUGGCGCUGCCUGCUCUACGCAAGCGAUGGCACGAGCGGCAGACGAUUACACCAGAGGCAGAGCUGGAGACCGAUUGGACCAGUCUGGCUCGCGCCAUGAGCUCCCUCCCGGCAGGUGUGCAACGUUGGACCACAAAGCAUGCCGUGGGUAUGUGUGGUGUAGGGAAGUUCAAAGUCCGGUGGGGUGCCGCAGACUCAGCUGCAUGUCCCUGCUGCGGCGAGUUCGAGGACCACCUUCACGUUCCUCGAUGUACGGCGCCCUUGUUGGACCAAUGGUUGGACACUCAAGUCACUGACCCAGCCAUCAAACACGCUAUCCUCUACCUUCUUCAAGGGGCUCGUGAUCCGUCCCUACCUCGCAGUCGGUUGGUUCCGGUUCGUCUUCGCCGCGCUUUCCUCUCCUAA
Molecule: messenger RNA, 425 nt
Organism: Cylindrotheca closterium
Lineage: Eukaryota; Bacillariophyta; Bacillariophyceae; Bacillariales; Bacillariaceae
Source: the annotation of a GenBank genome assembly